AUGGCCUCUCGCCGCGGCCACCGGCGAAGCGGCCUCUGGGACAGCCCCCUAGACGCCGACUACGCCGCCUACUACUCCUCCCCUCCGUCCUCCCCCUACGACCCCUACGGCUACACAGCCCACUAUGGCUCCUACGGCGGCGGCGGCAGCAGCAUCAGCGGCGCAAGCACUGCCAGCAGCAAUCACACCAACAACAGCGGCUACUACUUCGCUACCCCUCGCGUCUACAGCAACACCAACACCAACACCAACAGCAGCAGCAGCAAGAUGAACCCGGCCGAAGUCCGUCUGCGCGCACAACAGCUGGCUGCUCCCUCGCCGGAAGACGGCGAGCUGCCAGACAUCCUCAUCUUCAAAUGCCAGAAUGAGUCCUGGAGCUUCGAGUUCCCUGCCUUCUCCGUCGACGAUGGCCGGUUGCACGUCAGCGAUAUACGGCGGUUGGCCGGCCAGACGCUCAAGAUCGCAGACGCCAGCAGGAUAAAGCUGAUGUACAAGGGCCGCCUGAUGAACAACGACGACGCCAGUGCAAAGUCGCAGGGCCUGAAGCAGUUCUCUGAGGUCGUCGCAGUCGUCAUGCCCGGAUAUACAGAGGGAGUGUACGGCGGGAGCAGCAACAUGAUCGACGGCUGGCGGGAGGCUCAAUUGAUCCCCGUCUCGGACAGCGAAGACGAAGACGAAGAGGAGCAGCAGCAGCCACCAUCAUCAUCCCUGCCGCCGCCCCCUCCUCCUCUUCCCUCCCGACCACAACCGCAGUUACGACCGCAGAAAGUCGAAGUCCAAGCCCCAGUCCCAGUCCUAGACGAAGAUGAAUCAGAGGACGAGAGGUACUACUACAAGCCGUCGCCAGUUCGACGCGGCCGCUCGCCACCCAAACAAGCUCGCCAGGAACGACGAAAGUCUGUCCGUCGCGAGCGCAAACCAAGAGACCCCUCGCCCGUCUCUCCUGAUAGAAAGCCCCGACGGAAGUCGAAGCAGCGGCCUUCUCCUGUACAGCCUGUGCAGCAGCAGCCGCAGCCAGUGAGGGAGCCUGCGACACCAAAGGAAACCAUUACCCCCCGGGAAAAGACCCACGCUCGCCAGGCCCGGCCGCCAUCUCCCCCAAGAUAUACAUACAUAUACCCAACUGUACCCCCCUAUCCCUCCCCGCCUCCAACCUAUGACCCUCUGCCAAACAUCUGCCGGGAGCCACGGCCAUACGCUACCUCUCACCCUUCGCCGUCCGUCAGCAGCACAGUCAGCUCGUCGACCUACACCUCAGACUCAACCUCCACAACCUCCGCGUCUACAGCGGCAUCUACUCCUCCCUCCGUCACCACCCCUACAUCCAUACCGUCUUCCAAACCUAAACCCAAACAAAAACCAAAGCCUAACAAGGCAUAUGUUGUGCCUAACCGGCCGCCUACCCCUUGCCCUCCCUUCCUAGCAUCCCACUCUCCUGCUGACAUGCUUGCCAUCUUCGAGAAACAUGUAACAGGCAAGCUGGUACCGCUGUGCACUGAGUUCAUCAUGCAUCCGCCCGCAGAUGUACGGUUAAUAAACAAGGAGCAGCGCAGACUAAACGAGGCAAUGGAGCGGGUCCUUGCCCGAGCAGAUGAAAUCACCGUUGGUUCGUCGCGGCCGUUGAGAGACCGUAGAAAGGCCGCUGUACAGAUGGUUCAACGGUUUCAGACCAGGAUUGAUGCCAUGAUCGUCCCUGAGUAA
Molecule: messenger RNA, 1701 nt
Organism: Nannizzia gypsea CBS 118893
Lineage: Eukaryota; Fungi; Ascomycota; Eurotiomycetes; Onygenales; Arthrodermataceae
Exons: 1
Coding region: 1-1701 (566 amino acids)
Molecular function (GO): protein-folding chaperone binding
Source: RefSeq, a predicted model, not a curated record